AUGACCAAUGAUAAAAAGAAAUCAUUUCGACUUCGAAUAUCAAUACUUUAUUGUCUACAAUGUUAUCUACAUAAAAAUGAUUUUGGAAAAUCAAUGAUUGUUGAAACAUUUCUACCUCAAAAUGAGACGGCUGCUAAUCAAUGCACAUUUGGUCAUUUAUUAAUAAUUGGAUAUUUGAGUAAAGAUAUUGUAACGUCAUGGUGUUCUAGUAUUGCACUUGCACAUUUAAUUGCCGAUGAUGAAAAAUAUAAAAAAGCAAUACUUAAAGUUAUAUUGACAUUUGAUCAAUCACAAACAGAUGUUAAAACAUUAAUGGAAAUAUCACUGAAUUUAUUACAGAAUACUUCAUCUUCCUUUCGAAGUCGUGUUGGUGUACUCAUUUUUCUAUGUACGUGGUUAUCAAACUGUUCAUUAGCAGUACAAACAUUUCUUUCAAUUGACAAUAGCGUCCAAUACCUUGUUUCACAAAUAUGUGCUGAAUCAGUUACAGAUAAUCGUGAACUUCUUAUUCAAUCAUUAUGUUCAUUUGCAUUGGGUUUAUGUUUAAUUUUUAAUAAUAAUCAAGUCGAAUCAUAUUCAACUGAAUCACUUAAACGAUUGAUAUAUAAUCGAAUGGGUGCAGAUUUAUUUGAAGAAAAACUUCGAGUAUUAUCAAAAUUUGAAUGUUAUCUGGAGGCUUUACAAAAACCACAAUUAAUACUAUCAAAAUCAAGUGAUUUGAUACUUGAUUAUGAAUUCGCUCGUUUACAUCAAACUCUUCAAAGUUCUAUAUCAUGUAUUAUUCUCAGACAGGAUAUAAAUUCGAUAAUCCAAACAUCUAUUGACUCAAUGCCAAUAAAUCUUUAUAUACAACAGACAUCAACAACGAUAACACAAUCCGAUGAUUUUAUGCAAGAACGAUUUGAGCAAAUCAAUAUACACGAAAAAGAUGAAAAACAAUUGAUGCAAAACUGUGACCUGGAUAAAAUGAAAAUUUUACCUUUUGCACAACAAAUACAAGAAAUCAAAGAUACAAAAGCUUUAUGA
Messenger RNA from Rotaria sp. Silwood1, 1026 nucleotides. NCBI's taxonomy places the organism in Eukaryota, Metazoa, Rotifera, Eurotatoria, Philodinida, Philodinidae. The record is from the annotation of a GenBank genome assembly.